This is a messenger RNA of Cyprinodon tularosa, 1223 nucleotides long. RefSeq names its product integumentary mucin C.1-like. The annotation marks the transcript as partial. Lineage: Eukaryota; Metazoa; Chordata; Actinopteri; Cyprinodontiformes; Cyprinodontidae. The record is from RefSeq and is a predicted model, not a curated record. The transcript has a single exon.
ACAACAACCACAGCUGUUCCAACAACAAUCGAAACUGCUGCAACAACGACCACAGCUACUCCAACAACCACAGCUGCUUCAACAACCACAACUGCAGCAACAACAACCACAGCUGCUCCAACAACCACAUCUGCUGCAACAACGACCACAACUGCUCCAACAACCCCAUCUGCUGCAACAACGACCACAGCUGUUCCAACAACCACAGCUGCUCCAACAACCAUAUCUGCUGCAACAACGACCACAACUGCUCCAACAACCCCAUCUGCUGCAACAACGACCACAGCUGUUCCAACAACCACAGCUGCUGCAACAACCACAGCUGCUCCAACAACUACAGCUGCUCCAACAACGACCACAGCUGCUGCAAUAACCACAGCUGCUCCAACGACCACAGCUGCUCCAACAACCACAGCUGCUGCAACAACCACAGCUGCUGCAACAACCCCAUCUGCUGCAACAACGACCACAGCUGUUCCAACAACCACAGCUGCUGCAACAACCACAGCUGCUCCAACAACUACAGCUGCUCCAACAACGACCACAGCUGCUGCAAUAACCACAGCUGCUCCAACGACCACAGCUGCUCCAACAACCACAGCUGCUCCAACGACCACAGCUGCUCCAACAACCACCUCAGCUGCUGUAGCAGCAACAACAAUUCUCACUGCUACAACUUCAGCAACAACCACAGCCUCUGCAGGAGUUACUUAUAAAGGAAGUUUUCUUUUAAUCACAGCACUCAUUGCAUCCGCUAUUUUGAAAUGAAGAAACAAUUGUUUAAUGCAAAGAAAAAAUGUCUACAAACUUUUAAUGAUUUAUUUAAAUUUAUGACUGUCUUUUAUCUUUUUGUUUUGCAAAGUUUUUGUGGUUGAAUUGAAUCUUGAUAUGCAUACAGAAAUUUCAAUUUAUUUAUUUAUUUAUCAGUUUAUUUAUUUGCUUGUCAUUAAAUAACUAUAUUUCCUUUUUAGAUUAUAAUAUGCAUUUUUUUUAAAGAAACAUUCAUACAGAACCACAUGAGCCACACUACACAUUCAUUCAAAUAUUACACACUGUUACUACAUGCUUUUUAAAGAUGUAAUCCAAAUUGUUAUAUACUUGUGUGUAAGAAUUACAACCAAAUUUGUAUUUAUAGCUUUUAGUUAUAUUAUGCUGACCAAAGUUCGAAGUGGUUACAGGCCUGACUGUUGUUACAAAAAGAAUGUUUAUUAUUUAUUGCAAUA